AAUGUCAUUUACAGUACAAUACAGUAAUAAUAAUAAUAAUUAACAAUACGAUGAUUGAGGGUAUAAUUGCAACGACAGUACGACAAUUAAAUCUCGCACUAACUCUGACCAGUGGACAGUCGUUUCGGUGGAAACUAUAUGAUGACCGAUGGCUAGGAGUUAUACAAAACAAAUUUGUGGUUGAAUUGAUACAACUGGACCAUCACAUCAAGUAUAGGAUUAUCAACGACAAUGUCGACGAUCACCACAAUAGACCAAAAGGCAAUCAACACUUUUUUGACCAAUUAAUUAGUGAUUACUUUAGACUUGAUAUCGAUUUAAAUGAUUUGUACUACAAAUGGUCUAAAAGUGAUUCAAAUUUUGCCAAAAUUAGUGAUAAAUUAAUUGGUAUAAGAAUUAUGCGACAGACAAGCGAAGAGACGUUAUUGUCUUUCAUGUGUUCACAGAAUAAUAACAUCUCAAGAAUUGACUCAAUGAUUGGUAAGAUGUGUCAGAAGUUUGGACAACUCUUAUGUCAAUCUAAAGAAUAUCCGGAAAUAUAUUCAAUGCCAUCGAUGACUGUAUUAGCCGACAAAAGUGCCGAAUCAACGAUGAGGUCACUUGGGUUUGGAUACCGAUCAAAGUUUAUUCAUUUGACAGCCAAAUGUAUUUUUAAUGAAAGCAAUGGUUGCCCUAAACAAUGGUUUCAAUCUUUAGAAGAGAUGGCAUACGAAAAGGCUAGACAAGAGUUAAUGCGAAUGCCGGGCAUCGGAGCAAAAGUGGCCGAUUGUAUUGCACUCAUGGGUUUGGGACACUUACAGGCCAUACCUGUCGAUACACAUGUCUAUAAAGUAGCGGUUGAACGAUAUUUACCACAUCUUAAGACAAAUAAAACUUUGAAUCACAAAUCAUAUAAAGAGAUUGUUGAUUUCUUUCUGACCACAUUUGGUCCAAUGGCCGGUUGGGCCCAAUCGGUACUCUUCUGUUCACAUCUCAAACAAUUUCAACACCUAUUGAACUGA
Oppia nitens is the source of this 1001-nucleotide messenger RNA. RefSeq names its product N-glycosylase/DNA lyase-like (gene Ogg1). The transcript has 2 exons. The coding region runs from base 51 to 1001 and encodes 316 amino acids. The record is from RefSeq and is a predicted model, not a curated record. Gene Ontology annotation, biological process: base-excision repair; nucleotide-excision repair; base-excision repair, AP site formation. Lineage: Eukaryota; Metazoa; Arthropoda; Arachnida; Sarcoptiformes; Oppiidae. Gene Ontology annotation, molecular function: damaged DNA binding; 8-oxo-7,8-dihydroguanine DNA N-glycosylase activity. Gene Ontology annotation, cellular component: nucleus.